Coniosporium apollinis CBS 100218 is the source of this 753-nucleotide messenger RNA. RefSeq lists its product as uncharacterized. Bases 1 to 753 code for a protein of 250 amino acids. Gene Ontology annotation, cellular component: cytoplasm. The transcript has 2 exons. The record is from RefSeq and is a predicted model, not a curated record. Gene Ontology annotation, molecular function: palmitoyl-(protein) hydrolase activity; carboxylic ester hydrolase activity. Lineage: Eukaryota; Fungi; Ascomycota; Dothideomycetes. Gene Ontology annotation, biological process: protein depalmitoylation.
AUGGCACACUUCCAGCACGGCAACAAUCCCCCAAUCCACAAACCCGCGCAGUCACCACCCUCCGAUCCCGCCCACUCCGCCGCCUGUAUCUUCCUCCACGGCCUCGGCGACGAUGCCGCCGGCUGGGCCACCAUAGCAGACCAGUUCCAAUCCGCGAACAAGCUCCCCUACAUGCAAUGGGUCUUCCCCAACGCGCCCGAGAACCAAGACGCCAUGCAGUCAGCCUGGUACACGCCCACACGGCUGUCCCCCUUCCCGAGCUCCAGGCCCGAACUCGAUGACCCCGAGGACGAGGAGGGCAUGAUGAAGAGCGUGAGAUAUGUCGAGACGCUGCUUGAUGAGUUGACAGGCAGAGGCGUCCCACCGAACCGGAUUGUGCUUGCUGGAUUCUCGCAGGGCCACGCGAUGAGCUUGCUCACGGGUCUGGUGUCGGCUAAGUAUGCUGGCAAACUGGCGGGGCUGGUAGGUUUGUCUGGGUACUUGCCGCUUGCGGAGAGAAUCCAGCAGCUUAGGGCCGAGGCGGAGCUGCCGGCCGUGGUGGGAGACGUGCCCAUCUUUUUGGUGAGGGGAAUGAAGGAUAUGUUGGUGCCGAAGAGGUAUUUCAGGAUUAAUAGGGAGAAGUUGCAGGAAUUGGGGGUCAAGGAUGAGGCGGUGGAGGUGCAUGAGUAUGAGGGGCUGGCGCACAAUACGUCGGGUGAGGAGAUCAAGGAUUUGUGUGCUUGGUUGGAGAGGGUUAUGCCGCCUUUGGAGUAG